AUGCGUUCAUUCCCACGAAAUCUCCUCCUGGUUGUCCUGUCGGGUUUGACGCUGGUCGAGUCCUUGAAUUGUGACCCUCCCGCCGUCAACCUUGACAAUGGAACCUACCUAGGCUUGUAUAACCAGGAGUAUGACCAAGACUUCUUUCUCGGUAUUCCUUAUGCGCAGCCUCCAGUUGGUCCUCUGCGCUUCGCGGCACCUCAGCCGCUGAGAGAGUCAUUCGGUGACCCUCGAAACGCUACUGAGUAUGGCUGGAUGUGUAUCGGAUACGGCUCGGAUACUGCGAACCUGGGUAACCCUGUUGAUGAGGACUGCUUGACUCUUAACGUCGUCCGUCCAGCAGGUGUGAAACCCGGAGAUGAUCUCCCAGUUGGUGUCUGGGUACAUGGCGGUAGCUACGUUAAUGGGGGCUCACGCGACCCGCGGUAUAACCUGAGCUAUAUCGUCGAGCAGUCCGUGGCUGAGAAGAAGCCGAUCGUCGGAGUGUCCAUCAACUACCGUCUCUCGUACUGGGGCUUCCUGUUUAGCAUGGAAAUGGAAGCCGCUGGUGCCGGUAACAUUGCCUUCAGGGAUCAGCGUAUGGCCCUGCAAUGGCUUCAUGACAACAUCGCCGCCUUCGGUGGUAGCCCCGAAAAGCUCACGAUCUGGGGAGAGUCCGCUGGUGCUCGAUCAUUGGGAAUGCAGCUCGUCGCAUAUGAUGGAAAGCACAACGGUCUGUUCCGCAGUGCCAUCCUCGAGAGUGGCAGCCCUGUCGCCAAGUUCACCAAUGCUACGGGUUGGCAACCAUACUUUGACGCUCUCGUUGAGAAGACGGGAUGCGCUAAUGCUACUAAUCAGUUGGACUGUCUCAGGGAGCUUCCCUGGCAGACUCUCAGUGCUAUCUUUAACGGCACGAGCCCUUUGAACGUCCCAGCGCCCACGCUAAGCGCUGUCGUCGACGGCGACUUCAUAACCGCCCAAGGAUCUGUUCUAUUGAAGCAGGGCAAGUUUGCCAAAGUCGCGCUCUUGACUGGCAACAACUUCGAUGAGGGUACCGCAUACGCGAAGCAGGGCAUCAGCACCGACGCCGAGUUCGAGGCGUGGCUCACUCUCCAGGGCCUUGACAGCGACGAGAUUGACUCUAUUUUGGAGCUGUACCCCAGUGAUCCUCUCCUGGGCAUUCCCGCCUCUUUCAUUGGCACGCCUCCCGCGGUGCCCUAUGGCCUUCAGUUUAAGCGAGUGGCGGCCUUCGCUGGGGAUUACCAACAGCACUCUGGCCGAAGACUUCUCGUCGAGUCCUAUGCUUCUGCUGGACUGUCUGUGUACUCCUACCUAUGGAAUGUCAUUGUUAACGGCCUUCCCGCACCCAUAUACGGAGCCACGCAUUUCCAGGAGGUUGCAUUCGUUUUUAACAACAUUGAGGGCGUUGGAUAUGCGGCCAACCCGUUUACGAACAAGCCUCUGUCAUACAUCAAGUUGGCGGAUCUGAUGAGCAAGAUGUGGGUUCACUUCAUGCACAACACCAACCCCAACCUGAGAAAUGCUUCUAUCGCAUGGCCAAAAUAUACACCUGGACGGCCCAAUAAUCUCGUAUUCGACACUGAUUACGAUAAGCUUGGCUACGUUGCGGAGGACAAUUACAGGAAGGAGGCGAUCUCGUACCUCCAGAACCAUGUCUUCGUGUAA
Messenger RNA from Penicillium subrubescens, 1665 nucleotides. RefSeq names its product Alpha/Beta hydrolase protein. The transcript has 2 exons. NCBI's taxonomy places the organism in Eukaryota, Fungi, Ascomycota, Eurotiomycetes, Eurotiales, Aspergillaceae. The record is from RefSeq and is a predicted model, not a curated record. The coding region runs from base 1 to 1665 and encodes 554 amino acids.